AUGGGCUUCAUGGGCGUCCACAGCAUUGGUGGACCAUCCCUCAAAGAAACCCUUCUCCACGAGUUUCGGGACGUUUUUGAGGAGACUCUAGCUCUCUUAAGGGAAGAAGAUGAUCAGUUAAAGACAAAAGUGGAUCAGUUAAAGACAAAAGUGGCUGUCUUAAGGGAAGAAGAUGAUCAGCUAACGUCAAAAGUGGCCCGCUUAAGGGAAGAAGAUGAAUUCCAGUUGCAAGUUACUCAUUCCUGCAAAGCUGAUCUUACCUUGGAUCCCAAAACAGCUAAUCCAAGACUGGAAGUGUCUAAAGAUAGGAAACGUGUGAGAGACACUGGAAAUAUUUGUCAUGUCUCUAAAAGUAAACAGAGAUUUGAGUCUUACACAUUUGUCUUGGCAGAACAGGGAUUUUCUGAAGGAAGCUAUUACUGGGAAGUGGAGGUUGGCCAGAAAAAUAUGUGGGAUGUAGGCGUUGCAUCUGAAUCUGCUCCUAGAACAGGGAGGAUCACAUUGUCUCCCCAGAAUGGCUAUUGGGUCAUAGGGCGUGAUAAUAGAAAAAAUUACUGGGCUCGGACAGACCCCUCGACACACCUGAAUAUAGCAGAUAAACUAACAAGAAUAGGGAUAUUCCUAAAUUUGAAAAGCCAGGAAAUUUCUUUUUAUGAUGCUCAGAGACAACAUAAAAUAUAUACCUUUCUCCAUGUUGCUUCUGGGAAAUUUUAUCCCUUCUUCUCAACAGGCCCUUUAACAGGAGGAGAAUUUGAUAAUGGGGAGCUGAUAAUCCCACCAUUGUUUGGAGAAAAAGAGAUAGUGAAAGAAAAAUAAAUAAAUGUCUCUCUAGUGAACACAACCCGGAAUAUAUUUUUCUUUGUAGUAAUUUCAUUUAAAUUUUAACUCCAUACAUAAAGUGUUAAAAUGUGAUAAUAAAUAUAGGUUGUGUAAUAGGCUAUAUUCUUUUCUCAUACAUUAAUGUUUCAAGUUUGGUUUAUCUAAUGCAAAAGUUUGCUUGGUUUUGUUUGGUUUUUAUUUCAGUUAGUAGCGAUUAAUAGCAUUGAAGUAAAUUUUUGAUACUAGGAUAUUAAAUUACAACAAUUAAAUAAUAGAACAAAAUUAAUAUUAUAUCAAUGCAGACUUUGUAUAACUUUUUCCAUUUCCUAAAAUUGUUAACUGUAAUAUUAAACACUGGUUCUGAAAAAAAAUUAUUACGUUUAUUUAUAGGUUUUUGAAGUGGAAGGAAUAAAUAGAGAAACUAUUCACAUCCAUAGUUCAGAGAAUUUUUACAGUUGCUAUGGCAAAAAACUGAUCUUAUUUCAGUUUAAAAAGUAAUUGAAAACAAUGCAUUGAUCUGUUUGUUAUGGAUAUUGUAAUAAUGAUAAUGAUGAUUCUGAUCGUGAGUUAGACUUAUUA
Pantherophis guttatus is the source of this 1398-nucleotide messenger RNA. The record is from RefSeq and is a predicted model, not a curated record. NCBI's taxonomy places the organism in Eukaryota, Metazoa, Chordata, Lepidosauria, Squamata, Colubridae.